AUGCUUCACCGGAUUCCUUCGCCAUGGGAAAGAUCACAUGAGUGGUUCAUCAACCACCAGUCAUUCAAGUCAUGGAUUGAAUCGCAUGGCCAUCGUGUCCUUUGGUUGCAGGGUGAACCUGGCUCUGGCAAAACCGUGCUAAGCAAAGCAGUGGUUCUCCAUCUCAACAGACUUAGUGAGGGUGAAUCGAACGCAGCUAUUGUACGCAAACCAUUGUACUUCUUGAAUGAUGGCAGCGAUCCUGCCACUCAAUCUAGCAAGUCAUUUGUUUGCUCUAUCUUAUACCAAAUCUUGAAAGAUAGCAAAACUGCAUUCACCAUCAAAUACCUGGAGGAUAUCGAAGAUUUUGAUCUAUUUGCUCGGAGGCUGGAUGAGGAUAGUUUAUGGAAGUGUCUGUCAUCAAUCAUUAAGCGGAGCCGUGGUGUCAUUUUUCAGUUCGUGGUUGAUGCCAUAGACAAAUUUGAUCCUGUCCUAGAAACCAACAGCGUAACUUUACUGGAGCGACUCGAGAGACUGCUGGCUGCAGAUGUGAGCGACCACAUGAGGUUGCUGAUCACAGAACGCAAAAUGCCAGAUGAAAAGUUUUUGGGACAUGCAAGUACCUCUAUUAUCAACCUAAAAAAUGAGAGCACUCGUCAAGCAGUUCAAGUGUUUACUCAUGCUCAAGUUGGAGGCCACUUAGAUAAUACGAGAUCAAAUCCGCUGGUCGGAGCUCAAGUUGAAGAUGAGAUCAUCGAAAUAUCAGGUGGAAACUUCCUUAUGGCGUCACUUACUUGGAAGUGGCUUUCGAAUGAAGCUCAAGUCUGGAUAGGAGACGACAACAAACUUCCGCUUAAGCAAGUCUACCAUCUGCCAUAUGAUUUGGAAACAUUCUAUUGCGGCCUACUCAACAUGCUACCUGUGGAGUGGAGGGAGGAGAUCCGGCGAGCAUUUGCCGUUCUGCGCGUUAGUUCUGAGAGACUUUCGUCUCGACAACUUUCUCUAUUUGCUACGAUCUGGAAAUUUGGUUGCAGUACCUCAAGCUUUGAUCCCAGAGCUGUGGAGGAUGUGCGGUCUAGAUUUGAAACCUUUCUCCACCAGCGUUGCGGAGAUUUCGUCCGCAAGAAUGAAAAUGGGUUGGUCGGCUUUGCUCAUCAAACUGUGAAGGAUUUGUUCAGUGGUCAAUCAAAAUCAGCGGAAAAUGCGAGAACCUUGAACCAAUACACCAUGUCCGAGUCAGACGCUCAUUCCAUACUGUUCCAGAUGUGUAUGAGGGUUCUACAAGCAGAAUCGAUACUACUUACAGACGAGGAAAUAAAGUGUAUUAUCUCACAUUCAAGAAACGAAGCCAAUGAAUUGAAAUUACCGACCACAAGAUGGUACUACAAGAUAUCAAUUUGGAAAUCUAAUAUCCAGAAAGAAAGCAAGACAUCCUGCCUACUAUAUGCUUUGAUGAACUGGUUUGAGCACUAUAUGAAAGCUACACCCUCCGUGGCGCUGGAUCUGGAAGUCGCCCAAUGCUUACAGCUAUCGAGGUUUCAUAUGCUUUGGAUGGAGAUGACGGAGAUGGAUGAGUUCACCUCGGAAAUGAUCAAAUUUGCGUCAUUCCCGCUAAUGAACGCCAUUUCGCGUGGUGACUCCGGUAGGCUCAUAAGAGCGAUAAUUGAGUCUGGCUCAGAGGUAAAUUUUCUGGGCCCUCGGGGCAUUACCCCCCUGAGUUGGACCAUACUAUGUGACCGGCAAGAGGCAUUCUUGGCUCUGAUGCGUAGUGAUGCGCUGUCAGUGAAUUAUGGAAACCCAUCGCAGUCAACUGCUGUACAUUAUGCAGCCAUGAGCAAUAAUCCAUUCUACAUCAAUUACAUGGUGAAAGACUCUCGAGCUAAUCUAAAUUGUCGAGGCGAAUACCACACAACACCUUUAUUGGAAGCCAUACGCCACGGGCAGCUGGGAUACGUCCUUCUGCUUCUAGAACAACCGCAUAUUGAUGUCUGGGCAAAAGAUAGCAUGAAUAGAAACGCUCUAACACUUGCCUUACAACGCCCAAUGUGGGAGGAUGUGGUGUUGAGGAUUAUGAGAUUGGACUGGAGUCGAGCCAUGACAACGAUGCCUUUCGAUGUCGAAAUUUUGGAAGUUGUCCAAAAUUGGGGUUGGCAUCAUGUCGAAGAUGAGCUUCUGAGUAGGAACAGUCACAUUCUAUUGCAAGUCGACAACUAUACAGGACGCAAUCUCGUUAGCGCUCUUGCCUAUCACGGACGUCGUGCAGACUUAAUCCGUUGUAUCACUAAGCUCUCUUACGACGAGGUUAUAAAAGUCGCGACUUGUGGGAAAUACAAUCUUUUGCAUUUGUGUGCCAAUCAAGACUGGCAUGAUAUCGUGGGAGGAUUUGUAACCAAUUUCAACUUACGCCCGGUGGCAUGUGAUCACGCCAAUCGCACGUUGCUUCAUUGGGCUUUAGAUUACGAUUGGCCUAUGAGCGAGAGCGAUCUUCAAAUUCUAAUUGCAGGUAACAUCAACCAGAGAGAUAAUAACGGUAUGACUGCGCUACAUUUAGCUAUUGCUAAGCGCAACAUAAAUGUCGCCCGAUGGCUUGUCACAGCGCAAGCUGAUAUCUUUGCACGAGACAAAAGAGGAUUUACACCGGCACAUCUAGCCGCAAAUGAAGGCUACAGGGAAGGUGUUGAAUUUUUCAUGAAUUUGGCGAAGUACGAUUACGGUCGGACAAAGGAAGGAUCCACUAUGGUUCAUCUGAUAUCGCUAUGGCUCGAUGGCUCGCUUCUCAAACAAUUUGUGGAGAGUAGAACUACCUCUGUGAACUCAAAGGACCAAAAAAAGCGCAUGCCAUUACACUAUGCAGCCCAGACAGGGAAUGUGUCCGCAGCGAGAGUCUUGUUAGAGAAAGGAUGUCAAGUCAAUGCUAAAGAUAUGGAUGGUCAAACUGCUUUACAUCAUGCGAUUCGGAGUGGCCAUCUCACACUUCCCCCAGUACUUCUUGAGAAUGGCGCAGAUGUUGACCUGGUAGAUCGAUAUGGGCAAACUUGUCUGCAUCUCAGUAUCAGAUAUAGACACGAGGAAUUCACAGAAUGGUUGAUAUCUCGGAAGACGGAUAUGAUAUUCGAGCGAGAUAAGUUCGGUUUCACCCCAUUGCAUCGUGCCUGCUUGAAUGGCACAACUAGUGAGGUACUUGAGCUACUUCGCCACGGGGCAGAUAUUUUGGAGAUGGAUUCGACAUUCCGGACUCCCCUUGAACAUGCUGUUAACGCUCGUAACCAUGACACCGUAAGACUAAUUCUGCAAUACCAGAACACGGAAAAUCACAGGACCCGGGAGUGGAUUCGAAGUGUGAACACAGUCCUACGUACUGCUAUUGCAAAAGGAUUUCCAGAGAUAGAGGCUAUUCUCAUGGAAGCUGGUGCUUGGAUUGCAGAUCAGUCAACGGAUCGGAUCGAGCGGUAUUAUAUCACCCAUGAUAUUCGAGAAGACAGAUGGCCAAUAGUGUUUUACACACACUGGGACCGAGGCUAUCAUGUCGACUCGUAUGAUCCCUCGACAGGUUCGGUGUGA
Messenger RNA from Talaromyces amestolkiae, 3540 nucleotides. RefSeq lists its product as uncharacterized. Lineage: Eukaryota; Fungi; Ascomycota; Eurotiomycetes; Eurotiales; Trichocomaceae. The transcript has a single exon. Gene Ontology annotation, molecular function: protein binding. The coding region runs from base 1 to 3540 and encodes 1179 amino acids. The record is from RefSeq and is a predicted model, not a curated record.